AUUUGUUCAAUUGAGGUCUGAACCACAUGGGACUAUUCAGAACAGAGAAUCUUCUUGACAUACUGCACUAAGUUCCCUCUCCAAACGACAUCAAAAGCUCCAGAGAAUUGGUGGUAGCAGGAUGACUAAACCUUACGAAAAUUUGUGACCUCAGAUUUUAGUCAAGAAAAGCAUUGCUGACUAAAAUGAAAACCUUAAGGAAAAGGCCACCGGCUGCUCUGCUACUAGUGAUCAUCCUUAUUACUCUUUCACAACCAGGUUUCCCCACUAUCACAGAAAGAAGCGCAAUGUUAGGUAGUAAGGUCACAUUGACAUGCCCACUCAUUGGCAAUGUGACCAUGGUAUCAUGGAAAUUCAAAGGAUAUACAAUAGCAGCCCUCAAAUGUGAACAGAAUGAAUCGAUUGGAUGCUUUAACAACCAUACCAGAAUGAUAAUUAAAAAUGCAGCAUGCAAUAAAUCAGAUCAUGAAAUCAGUCUCCAAAUACAGCCAGUGAACCUUGAUGAUGAUGGGACUUAUACCUGUGAAAUAACAGGUGAAAACGGAAUAAAUAAAGUUACUUUCUCCUUGUUAAUAACAGUUCCUCCCACUGUAUCUUUAAACAUUGAAAACAAAUCAAAUGAAACAGCGGCUAUAUGCAUUGCUUCAAAUGGGAAACCAGCUUCAGAAAUUACUUGGCACCCAAUUAAUAUAGGAAACACCUCAGUAAAUAAUACCAUUUAUGGAAACAAAACCAUUACUGUACAAAGCAAGUAUAUUAUAACCACCCACUUCUUCAAUGAGCAGAUAAUAUGCAGUGUAAGCCACCCAGCAUUUAAUGGAACACAAAACUAUACAAUUCCACAGAGCAACAGAACUCCAAACAAUUUAAGGCGCAUUUCUAUGUAUUUAUUAUGUGCAUGCCUCAUUAGUGGUAUCAUGAUAGGCUUUCUGUGCAUCUUUGCAGUAAUAUAUUUUAAACAUCUACAAAAGAAAACUUCUAUCAGUACUUGCAAUUCUGGACCAACUGAGGGUGUAACUCAAUCAAACGGACCUUUUAUACAGAUGGAGAACCUCAUUUAUGAUACAUUACAGCCAGAAGAAAUGAGGCAACCAUGAAAGUAUUCUGCUCAAUCAUAUUACACAUUUUUGGACCAGAUAUAAUAAAAUAUUUAUCCCAUGCCAUUAUAUUUAAUACUACUAUAAGUUUAGUGUUAUAAAUGUGUCAAAAAGGGUUCAGAACUAAUCAGGAGUAUCCAAAAUUAGCAAAACCUCCAAGCUGCUUUUUUAUAUUUACCACAUCAACAGAUGUGUUCACCAAUAUGUGGUGAUAAGCAAACAGAAAAACAUGCAACUGCUCUGCUCUGCUCACAACCUGACCCAAGCACCUGAUAAACAGAGAAUGCCUACUAUCAGAAAUUAGUCAUUAUAGUCAUUGUCUGCCAUAGUCAGCUAUAACCAAUAAAACCUAUUUCUUAUAGUCAGCCAUCAUGUACACAUCAGAAACAAGAUAAAAUACUCUCCAUUCAGUCAUAACAAUAUGAUGCUAGCUAUUUGUGUGUGUCACUCACAUCAGCUUUCCCUCCCCAUUAGCAACAAUCUAUCACUAAAUACUAAUCAACUUGCCAACAUCAAGGUUGAUGGGUGGGACACCUGAUCAUCAAAUUCACAUCUGGAUAUAAAUGAUAAUAAUUAAUAAAAUAGAUUAAAGGAGGACUAACAGCUGAGUGUCAAGAGUAAU
Messenger RNA from Mobula hypostoma (lesser devil ray), 1719 nucleotides. Its product is annotated as cell surface glycoprotein CD200 receptor 1-B-like. Lineage: Eukaryota; Metazoa; Chordata; Chondrichthyes; Myliobatiformes; Myliobatidae. The transcript has 7 exons. Gene Ontology annotation, biological process: regulation of neuroinflammatory response. Gene Ontology annotation, molecular function: signaling receptor activity. The record is from RefSeq and is a predicted model, not a curated record. Bases 186 to 1097 code for a protein of 303 amino acids.